Drosophila virilis is the source of this 914-nucleotide messenger RNA. RefSeq names its product ADP-ribosylation factor-like 6 interacting protein 1 (gene Arl6IP1). Gene Ontology annotation, cellular component: membrane. Lineage: Eukaryota; Metazoa; Arthropoda; Insecta; Diptera; Drosophilidae. The record is from RefSeq and is a predicted model, not a curated record.
CAAACGUUGUUAUCGAUGCUUUUUACGUCCUUACUGGAAGUUCGCACAAAUUGAUUUUUCUCCUAAAAUAACAAUAGCGCCACUGUAGUGGGAACAACUACUUAUACGACAAACUAAACCAAGCGAGCAGUUUAAAAAAGACGACUAACGAAAAUGACAACAAUGCAGGUUGACCAGAAACGUGCUCUAAUCAAGCUAAAGCACGACCUGGAACCAUUCCGCAAUGCCAUUGUGGGUGCCUACGGCGUUCUUACAUGGGAAAAGCAAUACUAUGCCGGCGUCGUCUUUGGCGCCAUCAGUAUCAUGUAUCUGUUGCUAUGGUACAUGGAUCUAUCUUUUAUAACACUAUUCUCUUUGUUGGCUUUAUUGGCGUUCUUUAUGGACUUUGUUAUUCCAAUGCUGUCGCGUUUGGUUUCCAGCGGGGACAAAUGGGAUGGUGAGCAAGAGGCCAAGUUUGAGGAAGUUUGCGGACAGCUAUAUAGCAUUAAGUCAGGUAUUGUCGAAUGGUAUGAUUACCUGUUCAAGGAGCGCAAGCCAACAAUGGUUGUGAUCAUAAUAAGCAUCGGCUUGUUGGCUCUGGCCUGGAUUGGUGCUAUCAUAAACAAUCUAUUGCUCAUGUAUUGUGCAACUGUGCUAGUGGCCAUGUGGCCGGGCUUGAAUGAAAAGGAUGUGUUCAAGGGCCUCACCCAGAAAGUCUCUAAAAUAAUCAAUGAAAAAAUUCAAUAUGGCAAAAAGAAACUACAGUAGAUGGUUAAUUAUUUAUUAAAUUAUAUUAUGGAUUACUAAAUAAAACUCAUCAGGCACACACACAAUCCAUCACAUUCGACCAAAAAUGCAUAUAUAUUUAUAACUAAGUCAUUUACUUGCCAUCUCGUACACCCUUAUCAAUAAAUUUAGUCUAUCAUAAAAGCUAA